GCUUCCUGCAGCUGUUGCGAGAAACAAACGCUCUUUCUCGUUACAGCUUUUCGAUUGUUUAUUUUCCCAGAAAUAUUUAUACUUUUGUUUUUAGAUAGUGAUUAAAGAAUUCCUUAUUAUAAGACUGCACUCCGCACGAAUUUUUGCUGCCGUUAAAGUUCACCAUAGAUUGAAGAAAAUGAGUGGUAGAUCACAAAUGACGGCAAUGAAUGGGAAGAGACCAUCUUCGAUCCCAUCUCGACAUCAGUCUGAAACUGUAGCUCAACAUUUUGACUUAAUUAAAUAUAUUUAUGAUUCCUGGAAUACAGUAUCAAGGGAAUUAGAUAUGUGUCACAAUCAACCACACAGUAAUUCUUCUAGUUUCAGAAAUGGAGCAUCUGUCACAUAUUAUCAAGAGCGAGAACCAAAUCCACAACUUAAAGAUUUUGAGCCAUUUAACCUUGAAGCCUGGUGGGGACAGCGCGUUGUUCAAAGUAUUACUAGGAAUACAAAUUCCUAGUGCCAGGCUCACCAUAUCGACUAUAAUCGAACAUUCUCAAAUAGACAUAAGAAACAGAAAAGAUAAAUUCAGAGCUGCCGGAGAAAACUUUUUCCAUUUCUAGAAACGAUUUAUCAUGUAUUCAAAAAUAAGUAAUGGGAGGAGAAUAGCAUAGGUAUAAAUAAGUAUCUAGCAAUCAAUUUUGAAUCUUUUUGAUAACAAAGAUAGAAUAUUAGCAAAUAAUCAAAGAUAAAGAUGAAAGAAAGAGAAAGGGAAAGAAUAGGGUUGUGGAAUCAUACGUAUUGGUAUGAAAAUGACAUUCCUCUAAUCUUUUAUCGUGUUUUAACAUAAUAUCGCCUUUUCCCGGACCUUUUUACUCAUCGUGUUU
Messenger RNA from Eufriesea mexicana, 866 nucleotides. RefSeq names its product protein FAM195A. The record is from RefSeq and is a predicted model, not a curated record. Bases 179 to 499 code for a protein of 106 amino acids. NCBI's taxonomy places the organism in Eukaryota, Metazoa, Arthropoda, Insecta, Hymenoptera, Apidae. The transcript has 4 exons.